Marasmius oreades (fairy-ring Marasmius) is the source of this 996-nucleotide messenger RNA. RefSeq lists its product as uncharacterized. The transcript is spliced from 2 exons. The coding region runs from base 1 to 996 and encodes 331 amino acids. Gene Ontology annotation, molecular function: protein binding. Lineage: Eukaryota; Fungi; Basidiomycota; Agaricomycetes; Agaricales; Marasmiaceae. The record is from RefSeq and is a predicted model, not a curated record.
AUGUCCCUCCAGUCUCUUCCCCAAGAGCUGCUCGACAACGUCUCUCAGUUCCUCCAUCCCCAAGACCUUGCACGUUUACUAAGAACUUGUUCCCAGUGUCUAUACCCAGCACACCGGGCUCUAUACCGCCACCUCUCCAUCUCCUCAGCCUCUCAUAACCUGACCGCUCUUGUCACCAUCGUCAAAAAGCCUCACCUAGCUCGCCAUGUCAAGUCUUUUUCCAUCGAGUUGGACUCUGGAGCCACUGUUCUACGGUCUUAUUACCGGAGCCUCUCCUUUGCGUUGGGACUCAUGACCGGCUUGGGCUCAUUGCGCCUCGCUAUUGAUCCAGAUUCAAGCUGGGUUCUAGCUGGCGUUCACCCAGCAUCCUUAACGCGUUUCUCCUCUUCAUUUCCACUCGACCACCACGUUACAGAGUUUCUUCAAGGCACUCCUGCACUUAUCGAACUCGAAUUGGAUUCUCCUCAUGUCUUCCACACCUACCCAUUCUCUUCUUCCCUCCAAAUACUCCCGAAUCUCGAACAGUUCAGUGGCUCAUGCGAAGCUGCCGAGGCAAUUGUACCUGGUCGGCCAGUCCAUAGUGUCCAGCUCAGCACCGGAGAUGUCGACGAAAACGUGGUAGACCAGCUGGCGUUGUCCUCCACCAACAUAGUUAUUUUAAUGGCCACGAGCUCCUUGCCAGCCCCGCGAUUGCUCCGUCUGCUCUCCCGUCGUAUGCAACAUCUUGUGUACUUGCGUAUGAUGACAACGUACACUCUCAACGAUGUUCCUAAUGGAGAUGUUAACUUUUAUGAGUCAGUAGGCGAGGCAUUGUCAGAUUUGCCUGACUUGCAAGCCUUUGAGCUUUGCGGAAUGCACUGGGGCUCUCUCAAGAAACAUGAAAAAGACGACCACGAAAAACCCGUUUGGCAGGCUCAACCCUUGAACGUUUCAGAGUUCAGUGUUGAUGAGAGCUUUGACACCGAAAUUUAUUCGGACCUUUUUCUUGGAUUGUAG